This is a messenger RNA of Plasmodium berghei ANKA, 912 nucleotides long. RefSeq names its product BIR protein. NCBI's taxonomy places the organism in Eukaryota, Apicomplexa, Aconoidasida, Haemosporida, Plasmodiidae. The transcript has 3 exons. Bases 1 to 912 code for a protein of 303 amino acids. The record is from RefSeq and is a predicted model, not a curated record.
AUGGAUAAAAAUUUGUGUAGUAACUUCCUUUUAGUAAAGACGAACUUUCCCGAUCAAUUGGACAGUGACGGAAAGUAUUAUUUUAAAAAUGAUGAUCAUUUGAAAAAGUAUUGUGAUAACGAAAAUUGUGGGAGUGAUCUCGAAAAAGUUAAUGCUGGAUGUUUAUAUUUUUUUAAAGAAUUCUUUGGGGAUUCUUCUGUGUUUGAGUCUGUUGCAAAUAGUAACAUCGAUAUUGUUGAUUACAUUAUAAUAUGGUUAAGUUAUAUGUUAAACCUAAAGGAAAAUGACUAUAAUAACAGUCUAAAUCAUUUUUAUACUACAUAUAUAAAUAAUGAAAAGUAUAAAAAUCCUAUAGAUGGUGUUGAAGCUUAUAGUAAUUAUAAGAAUAUUAUAGAAAAAAAGCAUGAUUUGACGAAAAUGAAUAUUAAAGAUAUAUCUAAAUUUUAUGAUUCUUUUAUAUUAUUAUGUGAAAUGUAUACUGCAUUUAAUGACGACAAUAAAAAUUGCACAAACUGUUCGGAAAAAGCAAAUAAAUUUGUUGAAAAAUAUAAAGAACUUAAUAGUAAUAAUAAUAAAGGCAGUUCCUAUGAUAAAAUAUUGUCUACAUUAUCAACUGAUUAUGAUAAUUUAAAAAAUAAAUGUAGCAAUAUUGCAUCUUUUCCAAAGAUAAACACAUCAACAAAUACUGAAAAAGGUCCUGAAAAAGCUUCUGUACAAAAUUCUGCACAAACAUCUGAAGUUACAUCAUUAAGUUCGUCGAUAGGAAACAAAUUAAUUCCAGUUUUAUCGAUAUUUGGUGCAAUAGCAUUUUUUUUAGGAAUUGGAUAUAAGUAUUCAUUAUUUAAGUCUCGAAAACGAUCUCGAAAACAACAUUUAAGAGAAAAGCUAAAAAAUAAAGAAGAAAAUGAAUAA